AUGGAUCAUACUAAGCAGACUGCUCGUAAGUCCACUGGAGGAAAGGCUCCUAGGAAGCAGCUAGCCACCAAGGCUGCCCGUAAGUCUGCUCCCACAACUGGAGGAAUGAAGAAGCCUCACCGUUACCGCCCUGGAACUGUUGCUCUUCGUGAGAUCCACAAGUACCAGAAGAGCAUGGAGCUGCUCAUCAGGAAGCUUCCAUUCCAGAGGCUUGUUAGGGAGAUUGCCCAGGACUUCAAGAUGCCGCAGCUACUCACUUCUGCUGCUACUCUUGCACUGCUGCUGCUGAUGCUACUCGUUAUGGAAUUCAUUAUGGAACUUGGUGCAGUGUACCAUCAGUCACAGUUGCUGACUGCCGAUUUCUUACUAUGGAGGAACAAGAAGAUCCCUGGCAGGGUGCUCGCGGGCACCAACGACCAUGUUAUGAGAUGUGCUGCUGGAGACAUGCCGUUAGCAAACUGGAAGUGA
Triticum dicoccoides is the source of this 468-nucleotide messenger RNA. RefSeq names its product histone H3.3-like. Gene Ontology annotation, cellular component: nucleosome. The coding region runs from base 1 to 468 and encodes 155 amino acids. The transcript has 6 exons. Lineage: Eukaryota; Viridiplantae; Streptophyta; Magnoliopsida; Poales; Poaceae. Gene Ontology annotation, molecular function: protein heterodimerization activity; structural constituent of chromatin; DNA binding. The record is from RefSeq and is a predicted model, not a curated record.